Molecule: messenger RNA, 2676 nt
Organism: Thermothielavioides terrestris NRRL 8126
Lineage: Eukaryota; Fungi; Ascomycota; Sordariomycetes; Sordariales; Chaetomiaceae
Exons: 6
Coding region: 144-1994 (616 amino acids)
Molecular function (GO): protein binding
Source: RefSeq, a predicted model, not a curated record
CCCGCCCGCUCUGCUGUCCCGCCUUUCGCACUGCUAUUGCCAAUCGCUGUGCCACCGCGUCUUCCAUCUCUUGUCUGCAUUACAUUCAUCGCGACACAUACAGAGGGAGGGAAUUAUCGAGUCAAGGAUUCUGACCGCGCACCAUGUCGAUGUAUCCGGGCCAUCGGGGCAUGGGGAACGUGCCCCCUGCCAACGGUGUUGUCGGCCGGCUGAAUGAGCUCCUCGACCAGAUCCGCGCCGAAUUCGAAUCGCACAUCCGCCAGAGCGAGACGUAUGAGCAUCAAAUCCAAGCUCAGGUGCAGGAGAUGCAUGCAAUUCGGGAGAAGGUUUAUCAGAUGGAACAGAGCCAGCUCGGCCUCAAGCAAAAGUAUGAGGAGGAGUUGGCCAUCCUGCGCCAGCAGCUGGAGAGCCGCGGAGGUCCUCCGGGCCCGAUGAACCCGCCUCCUCAGCACGUUGGCCCGCCCCAGCCGCCGCCGCAGAUCGGUAACCCCGGGAAUAAUACCGUGAUUGGCGCCAUCCUCUCCGGCCACAACCAGGCCGGCCUGGCUCCGCCGCCUCACCCACAGCAGCAGGAGCAACAACAGCCGCCGCACAUGCCUCCUGCACCCCCCGGGCUGCAGGGUCCCCCGCCCCCGCCUCCGCCGCCGUCUCAGCAGCCUCCUUUCCAGCAGCAAUACCCACAGGGCCCUGCUCAGGGCGGCUUCCCUCCCCAGCCGCCUCAAAGCACCGCGUCUCCGGGGCCGGGCAGCAAGCGAGCCAUUGGUAGACCCCCCGCGGCCGGCCCGGCUACCCCGCAAAUCAACACGCCGGUCCCGUACACCGGGCCUGGCCAGUCUCCCCAGGUUCCCACUCAUCCCACGCCGGACCAUGCGCGGAUGGCGCAGCAUGCCCCUCCGCCGCCGCCUCCUCCCCAUAUUACCAACGUGCUGGUCGACCUCGAUCCGGAGCGCUUGCCCAACCACAUCAAGAAAGUUAGGGAAGACUGGUGGGUCAUCUUCAACCAAUCUGUGCCCCGGGUGCUCGACGUGGAUCUCCUGCACACCCUCCAGCACGAGAGCGUCGUUUGCUGCGUGAGGUUCAGCCACGAUGGAAAGUAUGUCGCGACGGGUUGCAACCGGUCGGCGCAGAUCUACGAUGUCGCCACGGGCGAGAAGAUCUGCGUGCUCCAGGACGAAAGUAUCGACUUGAACGGCGACCUGUACAUCAGGAGCGUCUGUUUCAGCCCGGAUGGAAAGUACCUCGCCACUGGCGCCGAGGACAAGCUGAUCCGAGUCUGGGAUAUUCAAACGAGACAGAUCCGCACCACCUUCGCCGGCCACGAUCAGGACAUCUACUCUCUCGAUUUUGCCCGCGAUGGACGCACCAUCGCCUCCGGCAGCGGCGACCGCACCGUCAGGAUCUGGGAUGUCGACUCGGGCACUUGCCAGCUCACGCUCACCAUAGAGGACGGCGUGACGACCGUGGCAAUCUCCCCCGACACCAAGCUCGUUGCUGCUGGCUCGCUGGACAAGAGCGUCAGGGUUUGGGACAUCAAACAAGGCUAUCUCCUGGAGCGCUUGGAGGGCCCGGACGGCCACAAGGACAGCGUCUACAGCGUCGCCUUUUCGCCGAACGCGCGCGAGCUUGUCAGCGGCAGCUUGGACAAGACCAUCAAGAUGUGGGAGCUGAACACGUCGCGGCCGCUGCCCCACAACCAGCAGCCGCCGCUCAAGGGCGGGCGCUGCAUCAAGACAUUUGAGGGUCACCGGGAUUUCGUCCUCAGCGUCGCGCUCACGCCCGAUUCCGAGUGGGUGCUUUCCGGCUCCAAGGACCGCGGCGUUCAGUUCUGGGACCCCAAGACGGGCCAGACGCAGCUCAUGCUGCAGGGCCACAAGAACUCGGUCAUCUCCGUCGCGCCCAGCCCCGUGGCCACGCCGGCCGGCGGCUACUUUGCCACGGGCUCGGGCGACAUGAAGGCGCGCAUCUGGUCUUACACUCGUCUCGACCGGCGAUAGGUGCAGCCGGUGAGGAGCGACGCCGUGUUCGAUGUGCUCGGAGAUCCUCGCAACGAUGCGGUCGCUUGGCUCCGUCGUUGGGCGCAGAACCGUAAACGAGAGAUACAACGAGAGACGGAGACAAGUAAGGAUGGGGGAAACUAAGCCUGGAUCUGGAAGCCGACAUCGCGGGGGUAGCAAGUAGGUUCGGGAAAUUUUUGUCUCUUGAAAGAGCGGUCCCUCAAUGUCGAACUCAACCGGGGAAAAUUGAACCGGGUGGUUUGAACGAUGUUGGGGAGGCGGCAAGGGGGCGGAUUCCCUUCUGGAUGUCGCGGCGUCAGGAUUGGGCUUGGAGAAAUAUUCUUCCAUUGAUUGGAUGGGUGGAUGGAUGGACGGGGAUAACUUGUUUUUACCUGUCGGUUGGUGCACCACGUCCAUGGUCGAAGGUACUCACAGAAUCAGCAACAUGAUAUUAUAUAUAAUACGUAGGUAUAUAACAGACCGAUCCGUGCUUGCAUGGUAUGUGAUAAUCAGCGCGAUGCGCGCUACAGUCCGCUAAAGAUAUCGUCAAACUCGUCCCCCUUCCUCCGCUUCUUCGUCUUCUUCUUCUGGGGCUUGGGAUUGCGCUUCUUGUCAUCGUCCAGCCCGGCGAAAAUGUCGUCGAAUUCGUCCCCGCCUACUCCGUCUCCUUCUUUUUCUUCUC